AUGAGUAGCAGCAGUAGUAGCAGUACUGGUAUUCUGCCAACCAGUACAAACACUUCUCCUCCUACAAACAAUAAUAAUAAUAAUAGUAAUAACACACUCGCAUCGUUAAGAAGUAAAGUAAUGUCAUCAAAAAAGAUUGCCAAAGACAAGGAAGAAGGUGAGAUUGAUUAUGUACCCAUACUUGAUCAUCCAAGAGCUCAAUUUAAUCGAUCUUUAAAGAAUUAUGAUGACAUUUAUGGUGAUAUUAUUAGAGAUGAUUCAGAACAAAAUGCACCUAUAGAUAUGGAAACUGAUGAUAGUAAUAUUUAUAAUAACAAUAAUAAUAUGAACAAUAAUAAUAAUAACUAUCACAACCAGAAUAAUAAUAAUAUGAUGAUGAAUAAUCAAUAUAAUAACAAUAAUGGUUUUAACAAUAAUAAUAAUAAUGGUCCAUUUAUUCAUCAACAGCAACAUCAACAGCAACAUCAACAGCAACAACUAUAUCAACAACAGCAGCAGCAACAACAACAACAAAUGCAAAUGAACCAAAUGGGACAAAUGAACCAGAUGAAUCAAAUGCAACAACCUCCACCACAACAUAUCCUUCAAAUGAUUCAAAUGCAACAACAACAACUGUAUCAACAACAAUUACAAAGACAACAGCAACAGCAAUUACAGUUACAACAACAACAACAACAACAUGGUCAAAUGGGUAAUAAUAUAAUGUUUCAUCAACCUCCUCCCCCUCCUCCUCCCUACUCUGAACAUCCAAAUAAUAUAAAUUAUCAACAACAACAAGGUCAAGGGGAAUCAAUGCCAAUACCAAUGAAUCAUUAUACAACGCCACCACCACCACAACCUUCUCAACCUUUUUUCCUUCAUCCAAAUAUAGUUGGAGUUGCCAACAACAACAAUAUGUUUAACGGUGGUACUAUAUCACCUUUAUCAUCAUCAUCACCAUUGAAUGAAACCAAUUCAAUGGGAGAGAUUAAUAAUUCAAAACCAACCAAGAAAAUCAAAGGGAAACAACUUGAACAACAACAACCACCACCAAAGUUGGUUCCUAAAAAACUUCAAAAGAAACCAGUUGUUACUCCAACUCUUCUUACUCCUACUACUCCUCCUCCUCCUCCUCCAACUCUAGUUUCAACUCUAUCAACUCAACCUAUUCAAGAAUUAUCAACAAGUAUUAGUACAAAUAAUGAUAAUUAUACACCAUUAAUCAUUCGAGUAGAUGAAAGUGAUUCAGAUAGAGAUGAAGAAGAAGAGUUGUCCAAUCCACAACAACAAAUCAAACAACCAGAGACUGAAUUGGAAACAUUAAAAAAGCAAAUUGGAGCAAUGGAAGAAGCCAAUCUAAGAAAAAAACUUGAACAAAGAAUGAAAAAGUCUCUAACAUCUCCAUCUGUUACCAGUUCUCCAACCAAUCAACAACAACUACAACAAACCAAACAAACACUAUUAGAUGAUUCACCAUCAACACCAGACAUUAAUACUGCCAAUGUUGAAGAUUCAAUUGAUCAAAUUAAAACGCUGACCAAACAAGUAGUUGAUAUUGUAUGUGAAAUGGGCAACAAGGAAGGAGAAUUGAUAAGAAAAGAGAUUGCCUAUACUACCCUAGAGUUGAAACGUUCUCAUGUCAAACAACAAAUUGAAUCAUUGACUCAACAACUAAGGGCAUUUGAACAAGAGGAAAAGGUACUCGAUCAACAAUACCAAGAACAUUUGGAACACCUCGAACAAAUCAAAAAGGAAACCAAAUCACUUCGAAACAAUUUCGAAAUCAAAGUUGAUGUACUCGGUAUCAGAAAGAGAAAGUUGGAUGACUUUACCAAACAAUACAUCAUUGAUCCAAGUCAACUAAGUGUUCUAGAUCAAGAUUAUUCUAUCCUUCUCACUCAACAAAAUAGAAAUGCUCUAGAACAAUUUAAAUCAAAUCAACAAAACAAAAGAUUUGAAAAAGAAAAGGAAAAGGAAAAGGAAAAGGAAAGAUCACCAACUACUACAACAACAUCGACGUCGAUGGUUAGUUUAAAUUCAACCAAUUUAAAUCCUGGUGAAGGUCAAGAAAAAGAAGAAGAACAAGGAGAGGAACAAGGUUUACAAUUUGAAAGUUAUGUUCCAGAAAGUAAUCAAAAUAGACCAAAAAAAGUUUACAAGGUUUUGGUAGCACCACAACCUAAAAAGGUCAAUGUUUUGGAUAUGGUACUUGGUGGUAGAGAUAUUACACAAUAUAUGAAUCUAUUGGCCAAAGAACACAAAAAUAUUUCAUUUAUAACCUCCUUGAGAACUGAUGAUAUUCAAGUUGGUCUACCUUUACAAUCUCCACUUCAAAUGGUUCCUCUUAAUCGUUUUGCUCUUUCAACAAAUCAUAAUAAUAAUAAUAAUAAUAAUGAUCAUAGUAAUAUUAGUAAUAUUGAUAUAUUAUCACAACCAUAUAUUUCACCAUUGACAUGUAUAAGAUCAUAUAGAUUUUCACCAAAUUUUACAAAAUUAUCUGGCAACAUGUCACUCGUUUCACCAAUGUAUUCUAGCAAGAUGGAUCCAAAGAAACGAUUUUGCAUGUAUGAAUUGGAUGGCGUUUGUCUUGACAAUUCUUGUACAUUCCAACAUUUAAGAGAUUACAAGAUGAAUACGCAAGAGAUUUUGGAAGAGAUCUUUUCCUAUUCUAAAAAUGCAUCAGAACAUAUCAUCAAGGAUCUAGUGACCAAAGUUGAAAGUGCAAUGACCGAUGCAGACAAGGAAAAGGUUUUAAAACAAGUUAUAAGAGUGGCUCAUGCCAAGGUAGAAGCAGAGUUGGACAAGAAACUAGUUACAGAUACUAGUCCAUCACGUCUUGAAUAUUUGGAAAACAGAGACAAACAAUUGUUAGAAUCGGCUCUCAAGCGACACCAAGAAUCAAAAAAACAAAAAUCAAAUCAAAAGAAAAUGGCUCAUGCUCAGAGAGAUUCUCAUCCCGUCUCAAGAGCCACUCUUGAUUGGGAUACUCAAGAAAGAACUGUAUUGGUAGAAAAGGAUGAAACUGAUGAUUUUAUUCAUCUUGAUAAAUAUUUGGAAAUUCCAGAAUCAAAAUCAAAUGAUCAAAAUAGUUUUUUAGAUCAACAACAUUCAAAAAAGAUUAUGGAAAUUAAUGAUUCAGAAGAUGAGCAAGAUGAAGAAAAGGACCAAGAUGAAAAGUUAAUAUUGUUUGAAAAUGUUAAAAAUAAUUUACCAAAAUCUUCAUUAUCAACUAUUGAAUAUCAAAAAGAUCCACUUCCAAUUCAAAAUUGUUUUUCUUAUUUAUGUUCUUCUAUUACAAAUAAUGAUAUUUUGACUUGUGAAAAUAGAGAUGAAAUAUUAGGAAAAUUAGCAGAGAUUGUAAAAAAUCAUAGUGUAUCUGAAUUAUUUUGGAAGAUUUAUUUGGAAGUUUAUUCACGUAAAUACAAUAAUAGUAGUAAAGAGAUUGAAGAAUUAAUCUCAAAGGCAAUGGUUGGAGUUAGUUCGGUCAUGUUUGCAUUGAUAAAGUUGAGAUUACCCAAUCCACUUCAUCUCAAACUUGAAUUUAUUCAAGCAACCAUAAAGACAUUGGUUGUUCACGCCAUUCCUCUUCAACCAGAAGAGAUUUCAUUUUGGUUACUCGAAUUCCUUCUCAUCUAUCAGAGAACCAUGUUAGAGGCUGGAUGGCGUGACCAACUCAUCAUUGACCUCUUUUCUUUUUUCAAUAUUCACAUUCAUCGAGACAUUUUCUUGUCACCCGACUCUAAUCGAUUCAAGCAAAGAGAUUUAUUCCUCUCUCGCUUCCAAACCACCAUUCUUGCCAAUCUACAACUACAAGAAACAAAUAUUCUCAAGAUUUCAUUCCUCUCGCUUUUGGUAUUUAAUCAAAUACCAGACACUUCACAAUUCUACCAAAAUACCACCUCCUCCACCAUGGUAGAGCCCACUCGAUCAUUUAUUCUCAAUUGGGGAAAAUACUUUUCUUCGGAAUCCUACUUUAAAAACAACAAUCCAAAGAAUUCUCAGUACAUCAAAGAGAUUAUGCAACACUUGUCAAACUCUGACACUGAAGAAUUCCAUCUCAACGUUUUACAUUUCUUCUCUUUUGACUCCUCAAUCAAAAAACAACAACUCAUCGAUCUAACAAAAGAUUUCCUUCGUCGUUAUCCAAAACAUAUUUCAAUGAAUAUAUUUUUAAUGAAUCUUGAUAAUAAUACAAUUGAAUCAAGAAUGGUUGAAAAUCCAUUAUCAUUUAGAUUAUUUAAUCUUUCAGUUGCUACAACCAUGAAACAAUUGAUUGAAAAGAAAAAGGAUGAUUAUUUCAAGGAUAUUAUUAAAAUGAUUGAUUUGUUUGUAUUCCAAUUUUUUGCUUUUGAAGAUAAUAGAAAAACAAUCAAUUCAAGUCAAUACAAAUCUUCUCAUUUAUUAUCAACUUUGGUUGGUGGUAGUUCUUAUGAAUUUGUUAGAUAUCCUUUAAAACGUAAAGAUUAUGAUCCACUUGAUUUACCAUAUAUUUGGAUUUUAUUUAGUACUUAUUACCUAAUUUCAAAAAAGGUAGACAUGAGUAUUAAAAUAUUAAAAGAAGCUUUAAUUAAAUUAAAUGAUAUUUCUUUUAAAAAAAUAAUUUGGAAAGAAUUAAUUCAAAUAUCAUUAAAUAGUUUACCAACAAAUGAAAUUGAAGAAUUAAUUGAUCAAUUCUUCCAAGAGAUGCCAAAUGAAUUUAAUUAUCCAUUUGGUCAAUUCCAAGAUACUAUUCCAUCAGAUACACCAGAAUCUUUUUCAAAUGCUUUAAAGAUUCCUUCUGUAAAGGAUUAUUCAUUACAUAAUUUUGUUUAUGAUUGUUAUUGCAAGAUUAAAAACAAUGCAAUUCCAAUUUUAAGAAAGUUUGCAACAAUGUAUCCUGAUAACCCACAUAUGUUUUCCAGAUAUGUACAAUCAAUAACACAAACAAGAAACUUUGACAAUAUUAAAUCAAUUUUGAAAUCUAUUAAACCAAAGAGAAAUAUCGCAGUAUCAACAUGGAAAUUGUCAAUCAAAGCAGCAGUUGGUUUUGGUAUUCCUCCACAACAAAUUUCCAAACUUUAUAGAAAUGCUUUAAGCUUUAACCCAUACAACUAUGAUUUAUGGAUGGAUUAUAUACAAUUUGAAAAAGCCAUACCAAACAACCAAACCCAAGUCAACCAAUGUAUCGAAAAGGCCUCGAGAUAUGGUGUAAAUAUGUGGAUCUUGAAUGAUGCUGCAAUUGCAAGUCAACGUAGCGAAAAUAAUACCAAAUAG
Molecule: messenger RNA, 5232 nt
Organism: Cavenderia fasciculata
Lineage: Eukaryota; Evosea; Eumycetozoa; Acytosteliales; Cavenderiaceae
Exons: 9
Coding region: 1-5232 (1743 amino acids)
Cellular component (GO): exosome (RNase complex); nucleus
Source: RefSeq, a predicted model, not a curated record